This is a messenger RNA of Amyelois transitella, 1245 nucleotides long. RefSeq lists its product as uncharacterized. Lineage: Eukaryota; Metazoa; Arthropoda; Insecta; Lepidoptera; Pyralidae. Bases 1 to 1245 code for a protein of 414 amino acids. The transcript has 3 exons. The record is from RefSeq and is a predicted model, not a curated record.
AUGGCGCCAGCGGGUAACUUGAGCCAUCCAGUGAGCGCGAGGGCCGUAAGCGUAGUUCUCAUCCUGCUAAGUGUUUCAGCGGGCGGUGAGCGGCAAUGCUCUUGGUGCGGUCCCCUAGCUGAGCAAGUGCACCGUAGUCAGCGCGCGCCAUCUUGCGACGACCCCGGAGUCACCACCUGCGACGACGGAUUCCCACACUGCGCUAUCGUGGCCACUUCACCACCCUACGUGGAGUCUAGACUAUGCGUGAAAUUGUACCAAGAUGAAUGCUACUCAAUUUUCUGCAAUUCCUCUCGGACUUGGCGAAUGACAUGCCCGUGCCGCGGGGACCUUUGCAAUAAAAAGAAAACUGAAAGAGAAGAUGAAGCUUUUGCAUUUCUGGCUACACUUGGCUCGAAGAUACAAAAUCUCCGAAUCAAGAAACGAACAGUUACCCACGCAAAAUUUAUAUCUAGAACCGAAAAUAAAACCAUUGUAAAUAACGAAGAUAAUUAUAACGAUGGCAACACUGAUAUAAGAUUAAACGAUAAAGAUAUAAGCCAAGUUGAAAACAAUAAUGUAAUGGAAACAGAGAUAAAAGGUCCAGAUGACGUUAUGCCUACAAAUAACAAUGUAUUCAAUGCUAGAAAAAAUGAUAUAAACAACGAAGGAAGUACAAAUUAUACAACUUCGGCGAUCCCAACCGUUGAAAAUGAUAAUAAAAAAACCACCAUUAAUGCUGAUGAUGACAAAAAUAUGAACAUAAAUGCAUAUGUGGCUGCAAGCACUAAUUCCCCAAAUGUUGGUUCAGUAGUUAAUGAUAUGCCUCGGCCUACAGAAAUUUCAGUAAGUACAACUCAAAGUGAACCUAAGGAGGAACUACCUAGAUCCUUAGUAGAAACAACCGUAGAAACUCAACAUAAAGACAUAAAUGUCGACGUGGACAAUAACAUUGACCGUGCAGCUGAAAUACCAGCUACAGAAAAAAAUAUUGAUGAAAAAAUUUCAAUGAAACCUGACUUAAAACCCAAUGCUGCAAUGCCAACAGCAGAAGCUCUUCAACAAAAUUCGAGUCCAUCAGUUGUUACUGAAAAGAGUCAACCAAUUACUGAUCAAACAACAGAGACGACUGUAAUGAUGACCACUCGAGGUCAAGAUCAUAUUACAGCAACACCAGACCCUAUGAAGAUGAAGAAAAAUAAUGCAGUUGUUAAAUCUUUGCACUAUUCACUUAUAUCAUUUUGGGUGAUUUUAUACUUUAUAUAA